This is a messenger RNA of Labrus bergylta (ballan wrasse), 1897 nucleotides long. It is a transcript of the gene ccnb1, whose product is annotated as cyclin B1. Gene Ontology annotation, cellular component: nucleus; mitochondrial matrix; cytoplasm. Gene Ontology annotation, biological process: regulation of cyclin-dependent protein serine/threonine kinase activity; mitotic cell cycle phase transition; mitotic metaphase chromosome alignment. The record is from RefSeq and is a predicted model, not a curated record. Gene Ontology annotation, molecular function: cyclin-dependent protein serine/threonine kinase regulator activity. NCBI's taxonomy places the organism in Eukaryota, Metazoa, Chordata, Actinopteri, Labriformes, Labridae.
AUUUAAACCAAGACACACACACAAGCUACAAAGUGCAUCAUCCUCCAUUACGAGUCUCCGGCUGUUUGUGGAAGCAACGCUCAUAACGAAAUGGCUCUCCGAGUGACAAGAAACCGCUUGGCCUCUAACAGGACCGACCUUGGUGGAAAGGCUUGCUCGGUGACUGGGCCUGGCCUGAAGCCUAGAGCUGCACUGGGCGAAAUCGGAAACAUUACAGCUAACAAAGAGCCACAGAAAAAGGCUGUCAAGACCGAGGCCACAAAGACAAAAGUUGCCACCAAAGUAGAAAAAGCAGUUGUUGAGGCACCAAAACCUAAAAAUGUUGUUCCUGUUAAACCCGAACCUGAGGUGCAGCUUGAACCUGCAUCCCCGACUCCCAUGGAGACAUCUGGCUGUGAGCCUGCAGACCUUUGUCAAGCCUUUUCAGAUGUCAUCCUUCACAACGCUAUCAGGGAUGUGGAUGCAGAUGACUAUGAGAACCCCAUGCUCUGCAGUGAAUAUGUGAAGGAUAUCUACACGUACCUCCGACAGCUUGAGGUGGAUCAGAAUGUCAGACCUACUUACUUGCAGGGUAAGGAGGUGACUGGAAACAUGCGGGCCAUUCUCAUUGACUGGCUUGUGCAAGUGAAUCUCAAAUUCCGUCUGCUGCAGGAAACUAUGUACAUGACUGUAGGAAUCAUUGACCGUUUUCUUCAGGACCACCCAGUCCCCAAGAAGCAGCUGCAGCUGGUUGGUGUGACUGCCAUGUUCCUUGCUUCCAAAUAUGAGGAGAUGUACCCACCAGAGAUUUCCGACUUCGCCUAUGUGACCGACCGUGCCUACACCACCGCCCAGAUCAGAGACAUGGAGAUGACAAUCCUGCGGGUGUUAAAGUUUAAACUGGGCCGCCCUCUUCCUCUUCAGUUCCUCAGAAGGGCUUCAAAGAUUUAUGAGGUAACUGCUGAGCAACACACCCUGGCUAAAUACCUCCUAGAGCUCACCAUGGUUGACUACGAGAUGGUUCACUUCCCACCUUCCAUGGUUGCAAGUGCUUCUCUGGCUCUUACCCUGAAGAUCUUGGAUGCUGGUGAAUGGGAUGUGACACUGCAGCACUACAUGGACUACACGGCAGAGAGUUUAAUUCCUGUGAUGGCACACAUCGCCAAAAAUGUUGUCAAAGUGAAUGAUGGUCUGACCAAACAUAUGGCUAUCAAAGGAAAGUAUUCAACCUCCAAGCAGAUGCGGAUCGCAGCACUCGCCCAGCUCAAGUCUUCACUGGUAAAGGAUCUUGCAAAGCAAGUCACCCAGUGAGAUGACUGUCAAGCACCAUGUGCUCAUUUGUACAGUUGUAACUUAAACUUUUAACCAGACUGAGGGGUUGGCAAACUGAAGACCAUAUGGUUUGCAUGUUUUACUACCUGACUAUUUUAGAAAGCAUGCCACAAGAUUUAAUUUCCAAUCGAAGAGCUGGCAUUGGAGACCUCAUGGGCCACGCAAAUGUGCAGCCAAGGCUUAAAAAAACUGACUUGCUCAUCAGUGAUAAGCAUGUCACCUUAUUGUGCACAAAACUCGGCUAUCUAACUGUUGUAAUGCAAAUAAUGUGUCAAUUAAUGCACUACUUACUUUGGCCAAGUGGCAUCUUUAAAGUGAGCCUUGAAUACAAUACUUGUGCCCCUAUAACCAUGUCUUUUGUAGCCGAAGUGCCCACUUUCUUAAACCGUAUGGCCCGCUUUCAAAAAUAGUCAGUAUUGUGUUGGGUCCAUUGGACAAAUGUGCCCCCAAUCUCUUUUAAAUUUCAGAUGUUUCUUAAUGUGUGUAUGGCAGUGACUGUGUAAAAUGUACAGCAAUACUUUCUUUUUAAAUGAUUUUAUGUUCUUCCAUGUGAUGUUUUAAAGCUAAUUAAAUGGUUCAUACCAGA